CACUGGCCAUCAAGCAAACCCUAGCCAUGGCCGAAACCACCACCGUGCCUCCGCCGCAGCGCCAGUCCGAGGAUCGGAAGGCUCUGCUGCUCGGCCGCUACGAUGUCGGCAGGCUUCUUGGGCAUGGCACCUUCGCCAAGGUCUACCUUGCCCGCAACGCCCGCACCGGCGAGAGCGUCGCCAUUAAGGUUCUCGAUAAGGAGAAGAUUCUAAAGAGUGGUCUCAUGGCUCACAUCAAGCGUGAGAUCGCCAUCCUCCGUCGCGUUCGGCACCCUAACAUCGUCCAGCUCCAUGAGGUCAUGGCCACCAAGGCUAAGAUCUACUUUGUCAUGGAGUUCGUCCGCGGCGGCGAGCUCUUUGCGCAUGUAGCCAAGGGUCGGCUUCGUGAGGACGUGGCGAGGAAGUAUUUCCAGCAAUUGAUCUCCGCUGUAGGCUUUUGCCAUGCCCGCGGUGUCUUCCAUCGGGAUCUCAAACCGGAGAAUCUGUUGCUCGAUGAGGAUGGUAAUCUCAAGGUCUCGGACUUCGGACUCUCUGCCGUCUCCGACCAAAUCCGGCAGGACGGGCUCUUCCACACGUUUUGCGGAACUCCGGCCUAUGUCGCGCCGGAGGUGCUCGCGCGUCGUGGGUAUGACGCUGCGAAGGCCGACAUCUGGUCCUGUGGCGUCGUUCUCUUCGUGCUUAUGGCCGGAUACCUUCCGUUCCACGACCAUAAUCUCAUGGCUAUGUACAGGAAAAUCUAUAAAGGUGAGUUCCGGUGUCCACGUUGGUUCUCACCAGAGCUCUCUCGCUUUCUUUCCCGGCUCCUUGAUACGAAUCCACAGACGAGAAUCACCAUCCCGGAGAUCAUGGAGAACCGCUGGUUCAAGAAGGGAUUCCGGCACGUCCGUUACUACAUCGAGAAUGACCGGUUCUACAGCUUCGAUGACAUUGAUACCCCACUGCCGCCAGAUGAGAAAUCAGAAUCUGAGUCUGAAUCAGAGGCAGAUACAUCUUCAUCGUCGACCUCCCAGAAGCGUGGAUUGGGUCUACCGAGACCUGCGAGUUUGAAUGCUUUCGAUAUUAUAUCCUUCUCUCCUGGAUUCGAUCUUUCCGGUUUGUUUGAGGAGAGAGGAGAAGAGACAAGGUUUCUCUCCGGCGAACCAGUUUCAAAGAUCAUAUCAAAAUUGGAGGACAUUGCAAAAGUUGUGAGUUUUACAGUGAGGAAGAAGGAUUGCAGUGUGAGUCUGGAAGGGACCAGGGAGGGAGAGAAGGGCCCAUUGUCCAUUGCAGCAGAGAUAUUUGAGAUAACUCCAGAGCUUGUCAUGGUAGAGGUGAAGAAGAAGGGUGGGGAUAAAAGCGAGUAUGAUGAGUUCUGCAAGCGGGAGCUGAAGCCUGGGUUGCAGAACCUCACUUACACGCCACGGCAUGCAAUUGUUGAAUCUGACACUGAGUAGGAAGAAGGGGGUAAUUCUCUUCCUCUUUUUCUUAUACUUGUCUUUUGAACACACAUGAUUUCCUUUUUCCACUGUUUAUAACCAAUAUAUGUUUUUUGUUGUUGUAAGAAUGCUUGUACAUGAAUUUCCAGACAAUAUAAUUUUGAAUAAAUUUCAGAAUUAAACUGCCCAAGCCCCUUAAUGGUUUGGAAGGUAGUUCUUUUUAUGUUUA
Dioscorea cayenensis subsp. rotundata (Guinea yam) is the source of this 1644-nucleotide messenger RNA. RefSeq names its product CBL-interacting serine/threonine-protein kinase 12. The transcript has a single exon. NCBI's taxonomy places the organism in Eukaryota, Viridiplantae, Streptophyta, Magnoliopsida, Dioscoreales, Dioscoreaceae. Gene Ontology annotation, biological process: signal transduction; protein phosphorylation. Bases 27 to 1433 code for a protein of 468 amino acids. The record is from RefSeq and is a predicted model, not a curated record. Gene Ontology annotation, molecular function: protein kinase activity; ATP binding.